AUGGCAACCAACGUGCAAGUCCUCUUCCUGAAUCAGGCCAAGGCGAUCAUCCGCAUGUCUUUUACAGAUGCAUCAACAAAAUCUCCAGCCUUUCAGAGGAAGCACAGGGACGUGCCGUCAAACACCUUAUUCGACCAACCCAUAGUAAAGACUGCCCUUCUCAAGAUCGAGAAACAACAGCUACGUGGUCAUGGAACUGAAUCACCUCCCGGACACUUCGCGAAGAGAAUGGGAAUGGACUCGAAACUUGUCAUAGUCAUGGUUGGCUUACCAGCACGGGGCAAGAGCUAUGUCACGAAGAAGCUGUGCCGCUACCUGACUUGGCUUCAGUACGAGACAAGAAUCUUCAAUGUUGGAGAGCGACGUCGAACCGUAGCAGGGCGACCGCUUAAACCUACGGUAUCGAAACAGUAUUUCAAGCCUACGAAUGGCGCCGGCACGGUCUUGGAUGAGCCUGAACACUCUGCCAGCUUCUUCGAUCCUGCCAAUGCUGAAGCGGGGAGAUUGCGGGAGCGAGUCGCUCUGUCAACGCUGGACGAUCUUCUUGAUUAUUUGCUCGAGGGAGGCGGCUCAAUCGGGCUCUUCGAUGCAACAAAUAGUACGCUCGACCGGAGGAGACUGAUAGUGGAAAGAGUCAAAGAAAGAGCGGGACCUGAACUGGGUGUGUUGUUCCUAGAAAGUCAAUGUUUCGACGAAACCCUGCUGGAAAAGAACAUGUUACUAAAGUUAUCAGGGCCUGAUUACAUUGGUCAAGAUCCGGUUGCCGCGUUGAAAGACUUCAAGGAGCGGGUCGCAAUGUACGAGAAGAAGUACGCACCGAUCGGAGAUUACGAAGAACGCAACGGUCUCUCAUUUUGUCAGAUGGUUGACGUUGGACGUAAGUUCGUCACGCACAAGGUUAACGGAUUUCUGGCAACACAAGUGGUCAACUAUCUCCAACACUUUAACCUCGCACCUCGCCAAGUCUGGCUUACGCGACACGGCGAAUCCAUGGACAACAUUGCCGGUAAAGUUGGUGGUGACUCUGGACUCAGUCCGUACGGCGUCAAAUAUUCAAGAGCACUGUCAAGAUUCAUUGACCACGAACGUGACGCGUGGACUCGGCGACAACAGUAUGGAUCACUCUCCGGUCAAUGUGCUCUCGGUGAUGGCAACGAACUUGCUGGUUCAGCAAAAUGUAAUGGCCUAACCUACGAAGAAAGCCAUAGGAAGCGGUUUUUUGUCUGGACUUCCAUGAUGCAACGGAGCAUUCAGACAGCGCAAUUCUUCGACCAGGAUCGCUACGAAGUCGAUCAUAUGCGCAUGUUGGAUGAUCUCAACGCGGGGAUGUUGGAAGGCCUGACACACGACCAAAUCAAGGAGCUCUAUGCCGAUGAGUACGAGCAGCGACAGAGGGACAAGUUGCGAUAUCGGUAUCCAGGCAAGCGCGGAGAGGGAUAUCUCGACGUGACGAACCGGUUGAAGUCUGUCAUCCUGGAGCUGGAACGCGUUCAUGACCACGUUCUACUCAUUGGACCGCAAUCCGUAACGAGGAUAUUGCUGGCGUAUUGCAGAGGCCUGAAGAGCGAGGAGAUCACGGACCUCCAUGUUCCGCUGGGUACCCUAUAUAUGCUGGAGCCGAAACCUUAUGGAGCCGACUACAAGGAGUUUGUGUACAAUCCUGAAAUAGACUGGUUUGAUCUCAAAACCAAAUAA
Molecule: messenger RNA, 1695 nt
Organism: Coniosporium apollinis CBS 100218
Lineage: Eukaryota; Fungi; Ascomycota; Dothideomycetes
Exons: 5
Coding region: 1-1695 (564 amino acids)
Biological process (GO): fructose metabolic process; fructose 2,6-bisphosphate metabolic process
Cellular component (GO): cytosol
Molecular function (GO): ATP binding; 6-phosphofructo-2-kinase activity
Source: RefSeq, a predicted model, not a curated record